Messenger RNA from Aureobasidium subglaciale EXF-2481, 399 nucleotides. RefSeq lists its product as uncharacterized. Gene Ontology annotation, biological process: microtubule-based movement. The transcript has 2 exons. The coding region runs from base 1 to 399 and encodes 132 amino acids. Gene Ontology annotation, molecular function: dynein intermediate chain binding. The record is from RefSeq and is a predicted model, not a curated record. Gene Ontology annotation, cellular component: cytoplasmic dynein complex; cytoplasm. Lineage: Eukaryota; Fungi; Ascomycota; Dothideomycetes; Dothideales; Saccotheciaceae.
AUGCAACAAACCUCUGCCGACGAGAGCUUUGCUCAUCUGAGCCGCCUGUCGCAAAAGGUUGGCGUACAAGCGACCCUCAUCCUCUCCCGCGAGACUGGUGCCAUUGUCCGUUCUGCUGGUUUGGUCUCGCGCGAUGACUCUGCAAACUCAGAGAGCACUCUACCUGCUUCUAACGGCCUCACUGAUGAUCGCACGGACGGCGCCAUGCCAAAUGCUGAGCACGUCGCUGAAGUGGUCUGGAAGUUUGCAAAAGCUGCUGGCGAUAUGCUGCAAGACUUAUCGAACUUGCCUGAUGACGACGUGAAGCUACUCAGACUACGUUCAAAGAACAAGGAAUAUGUGAUUUUCCCAGAUGCCAAAUUUAUCGCAGUGGCUAUUCACAACACUCCACCAGCAUGA